Messenger RNA from Larimichthys crocea (large yellow croaker), 1486 nucleotides. It is a transcript of the gene hsd3b7, whose product is annotated as hydroxy-delta-5-steroid dehydrogenase, 3 beta- and steroid delta-isomerase. Gene Ontology annotation, biological process: steroid biosynthetic process. Gene Ontology annotation, molecular function: oxidoreductase activity, acting on the CH-OH group of donors, NAD or NADP as acceptor. Lineage: Eukaryota; Metazoa; Chordata; Actinopteri; Sciaenidae. Bases 87 to 1187 code for a protein of 366 amino acids. The record is from RefSeq and is a predicted model, not a curated record. The transcript is spliced from 6 exons.
CCGUCUGUCGUGCAGCGUUCAGUGCUCACCGGGAGAGUUGGAGAAGUGGAUACCCCGCCUGUUUAGCUGCACCACAUCACCACAGCAUGUCUGAAAAUAAGACGGGUCUCGUCUAUUUGAUAACCGGAGGUGCCGGAUUCCUCGGCAGACACCUACUGAGUACCUUGCUGGAGAAGGAGGACAAACUGGUGGAGGUCCGUGUGUUUGACAAACAUUUGGACUUAAGUUUAAAUGAACUCAGCACAGAGCGGACAAAGGUGGUGGUCAUCAAGGGUGACAUCACAGACUACGGCAGCGUGUUGAAGGCCUCACACGGGGCCGAUGUUGUCAUCCAUACAGCCAGCUUGGUGGACGUUUGGCACAGAAUUCCAGAGACCCUCAUCUAUUCUGUUAACGUCACAGGAACAGAGAAUGUGAUCAAUGCCUGUGUGGAGUGUGGCAUCCAGGCCCUGGUCUACACCAGCAGCAUGGAAGUAAUUGGUCCCAACAUCCACGGAGACCCCUUUAUCAGGGGCAAUGAAGAUACACCAUACAACGUGAAACACACUAUGGCCUAUCCUAAGAGCAAGGCAAAGGCAGAGAAAAUUGUGCUUGAAGCCAAUGGCACAGAGGUGAAGGGUGGAAAGUGUCUAUAUACGUGCUCUCUGAGGCCAACGGGAAUCUAUGGUGAGGGGCACGAGCUAAUUAAGGAUUUCUACAAGCAGGGUGUACAAAGGGGAGGAUUGAUCAUCGGGGGUGUCCCAGAAAACUCUGAACAUGGACGGGUAUAUGCAGGUAACGUGGCCUGGAUGCAUUUACUUGCAGCCCGAGCCUUGUUAGAGCGCCCACAGACAGUGGGAGGUGAAGCUUUCUUUUGCUAUGAUGAUUCACCAUACAAGAGCUAUGAGGACUUCAACAUGCUGUUCCUCUCCACGUUUAACUUCCGAAGGAUCCGUAUGCCCACAAUGUUCAUCUGGUUUCUGGCCAUGUUUAAUGACCUGCUCCGCUGGAUACUAAGCCCUGUGUACAACUUCACGCCAUUGCUGAACUGUUACACUUUAGCUGUGGCUUGUACCUCCUUCACCGUCAGCACAGACAAAGCCCAGCGUCACUUUCAGUACAGGCCUCUGUACAACUGGGAACAGUGUCAAGCCCGCACACAGACAUGGGUCAAUACAUUCCCUUUGGAUGACUCCAAAGACUCUUAAUGUGACCUCAUCUACUGCAACACGCACCAGUAGCUGCUGGACUUGCAGUACUCCAGAUACACACAUGAAGAGUAACCUGCUAUUAGGUGACUAUAUAAAGCACAAGCAUUAAUUUUUUACGUUAUAUUUGUGUAAUUUGCAAGUCUAGUGCUCAUAGCAUAGUUGUGAUGCACAUACAUUAACGACCUUGGUAAACAAUAUAUGAUUUAUGAUUAAGCGAGGGAUACAAUAUAGUCUACAGGCAUUUACUACACACAUAUAGAUUUUAUUUUGUAUUUUAUUAAUAUAUAUAUAUAACU